Molecule: messenger RNA, 435 nt
Organism: Phytophthora sojae
Lineage: Eukaryota; Oomycota; Peronosporomycetes; Peronosporales; Peronosporaceae
Exons: 2
Cellular component (GO): cytosol
Molecular function (GO): FMN binding; oxidoreductase activity; flavin adenine dinucleotide binding
Source: RefSeq, a predicted model, not a curated record
AUGACCCACCUCGACGUUUUCUUCGGAUCUCGUACAGGAACAGCCAAGGAGCUGGCGUCUGAUCUCGCUAACAAGGCCUCGAAGCGUGGAGUCGUUGUAUUGCUGAAGGAGAUGAACGAGUUCGACCCGACCCACUUUGACGACGACGAACUGGACUCGUACUACUCGCCUUCCCGCGCUACAGUCUUCGUGGUGUCGACCCACUACGCAGGCCCAGCACCCAAUGCUGAAAUGUUCGUGCAGUGGCUGCGCUUCAACCUCAAUUGGCGGCAUUUGUUCCGGAACAAGCGCAAAAAAGCCUUCGCUCGCCUCCAGUACGCGGUUUUCGGGGUGGGCAACUCCACGUACCUCACUUACAACGCCAUGGGGAAGCUGAUCGACGCGCGGUUGCAUGCUCUGGGCGCGACGCGACUGUGUCCACUAGGACUCGGUGAC